UAUUCCUGAAAAUGGGGAACUCUACUUAUGUUUAGGCAAAAGCUGGAAUAGAAACUUUUUGAAUACAUAUAAACCAAGGCCGAUUUUGGAUUGAGCAAUUAUCGAGUGUCCUCUUUGAAAAAAUUUGCAGGCUCAAUAUGUUCCCUGCUGCCGACACCUCCUUUCCAUUUACUCAUCUCAAAAUAUAUGACGUUUAUAUAAGCUUUUGUGACCCUCAUAUCAGCCAAGAUUUUGCUAGCCUACUGAACUAUGCUCUUGAAGAGGAAGGCAUUGUCACCUGGAUAGAAGGAAAAAUCAUAGAUGAUAUCCCUCCUUUUCAACGCAUCCGAGAAAGUAGGAUCUGUAUACCUAUUUUCUCCGACACAUUUAUCGAGUCACAAUCGUUCUUGAAUGAAGUGUGUUUUAUGAAUAAGUCGAGGGUCAAAAUUUUUCCUCUGUUUUAUCAUGUUUCCAAUAUUAGUGGAUGGUCUUGGGAUCAAUUUUCGGACAGCGAUUUGAUUCAAGAUGUAGUGAGGAAGGUAGUGAAAUUCUUACAGUCAGCUAAGGUUCAUUUAGAUACUCCGAAAUGCUUUGGUUUAGACUGGCGCGUGGAGCAUGUCAGGAGAUUGCUCAACUUAGCGGAACGUGAGAAGAAGAUUGUGAAAGUGGGUAUACAUGGGAUGCCCGGUAUUGGUAAAACCACUCUGGCCAAGGUUGUUUGCAAAGAAGUCUUCUACAGUCAGUUUGAAAUGCAUUGUUUUGUACUUAAUGUGGGAGAAAGAUGUCAGCUGGAAAAUGGGCUCGUAGAGCUGCAAAUCUAUAUGCUCCAAGAGGUUUCCCGAUUCAUGCCCAAAGAAGAUUCCCAAGUCGGAGUCGAAGUAGAACAUAUUGAUCGAGGUAAAUAUCUGCUACAAGAGUGUCUCAGGGGUAAGAGAGUUCUUCUCCUCCUUGAUGACAUUCAAAGUGUCGAGCAGCUGGAAGCUCUUGGGGGAAAUUUCACUGACUUCGGGGCAGGCAGUCGUUUGCUCAUUACAUCUCAGAAUCAACAAAUUCUAAAAGUGGCGAACGUUGAUGGAAUGUACGAGGUAAGGAUUCAAAUUCCACGCGUUCCCUAAUUCCGGCUGUCCAGAUGCAGAGCUACAAACCCCAAGCAUCAAUAUUGUUAAUGCUUGUGAUGGCCAUCCUCUUGCACUCCAACAUCUUGGUAAAACUCUGGUUGGUGAAGACGAUAGAGAUGUAUGGAAAGACAUGGCAGACAAGUUAAGGGAUGAGCCUUAUAUACAAAAGAAACUCAGAGCCUCCUACGAUACCCUGGAUUCCUUUGAAAAGGAAAUGUUUCUAGAUGUUGCUUGUUUUCUUACAGGAAGGGAGAAAGAAAUUGCUAUGAUCUUUUGGGCAGAGCUGAAUCGGAGUGUUCAUGCUUCUCUCAGACAUCUCUUGCAAAAGUCUUUGGUCAACUUGGGUUCUAGUAACGACUUUCUGAUGAAUCGGUGCCUCCAAGAUUUGGGAACUACUGUAGCAAGUGAAAUUUCUACAGAGCCCCAUAAACGCACAAGACUAUUCGAUGAGGACGAUGUGCACCAUAUGUUACGCCGACACUGGGAAAAGGCCAAAAAAGUUCAUUAUCUUCGCUACGAGCCCAAGGAAAGGAAGACAAUGAAGGCAGACAUGUUCAAGCAGCUGUACAACUUGAGGUUGCUCUGGCUUUCAAAUGUUGAGAUAAAGGGACACUUUGCUGAGGCAACCUGCUUCGAUGAAUUGAUAUGGCUAAGAUUGACGAGAUGUUCGUUAACACGGCUACCUCCAGGAAUGAACCUGAACAAGCUUGUUAUUCUGGAGGUAACCGAUAGUCAGAUAACUCAGCUUUGGGACGAAAAAACAGAAGAAUAUUCAAACAUAUGGCCGGAGAAACUUAAAGUGCUUAUUUUGAGAGAAUGCGGGUCCCUGGAAACACUUCCUGCUACAAUAAUCUAUACCCAGUUGCAGAUUCUGGACUUGCACAAUUGCCAUUCACUCAGAAGCCUGCCCAAUAAUUUGGCCAAUAAUGUGGGAAACUUCCACAGCUUAGUUUCUCUCAACAUGAAAGGCUGUGGUGUUUCUUGUUUGCCUGGGGAUUUCGGUAUGCUUUCAAGUCUGGAAGAAUUGGAUCUAUCUUGGUGUAAGAAUUUAUGCGACCUUCCUGCUAGUUUUGGCAAUUUGACUCGGUUGGAAAAACUACAAAUUCACCACAAUUCAAAUCUUAGAGAGCUACCGACCACCAUUGGUGGCCUAGAAAGUUUGGCUUAUCUGGAUGCCGGCAACUGCCAACUGUGUGAAAAUGGACUCCCAGCCGGACUAUUCGAAUUGUCUUCUUUAAGAAUCAUCAACUUUGAGCAUAAUAGAUUUUGCAGUCUUCCCGGCAGCUUCCAAAAGUUGAGUGGACUUUAGGAACUGCAUUUGGACGGGUGCAGCGAGCUUUCCGAACUGAGAGGGGUCCCACCAUCACUGGAGAUGCUGUAUGCGCGUGACUGUAUGCAAUUGCAGAGCUUAUGCUGCUUGUCAGGACUGACAAGUCUGUGUAGAUUAGACGUAAGCAAGUCAUGUCAUCUAACUGGUCUGAAUGGAUUGGAAUCUUUGCAAGGAUUGACAACAUUGAGAUUGGUGGGAUGUACAAAACUUUCAAGCGCAACACUUGGAAGCUGCUUGGGUGGUCUCAAGUCCUUGGAGAGCAUCUUCAUUGCGGGCCCCGGUGUCAGCUCAAAGCAGUUACUUUCCUUCUACGAGACUAUCAAGGUAAGUUCAAUGAAAGUUCGCUCUGCCCUUCCCAUUCACGUUUCUCGUCCUUUCUGUCAUUAAAAUAAUUUGCGUAAUUUCUAGGGCACCGUCUCAACUUGAAAUUAUAAAAGUAUAUUUGUCAAUUUUAUCAUUUAUAAUUAGGUAACAGUUCAAAUAGAUGGUGAGGUACCUCUGUAAACCAUCUGCACUGCAAAACAAUGUGUAAACCAGCUCUCACCGGAUGGAAAAACAAUCGUGACGGCAAAAAUGACCGUCAAACUGAAACCCUUACUCCCAUCUGAUUAAAGCGAAGUCGCUUCACCUAACCAUCAUGUAUUUGGCAGGCCAUCUCUUUCGAGAGUCAAUGUCUAAUGUCUAAAAGGCCAUCUCUUUCGACUUGGCUGCCUGCCGAGCUGAAUGGACGGAACGGGAAGGAAGACAAUUGUUUUGAAUUCUGUGCAGAUGACCGGGAGAUUAGCUACUGUGCAGGAUAUAUUGUUUGUUGUCUUUCGCUUGGCCAAAAUUUUGAUAUUCAAGGCACGAGCAGGCUGCGCUACAGCAUUGAAAGGGAUCAUACACUACGUGCAUGUGAAAUGAUACACCCGGACAUGGAUUCGACAAGUGAAGACGUGCUGGAAGUACGUGUUGUGAGAGUGGAUGGCGAUUUUGAUUUUAAUUGGCUGAGGAUGGGAGACAAACUGAGAUUGAGUGCAGGCUCUGAUCAUCAGAAUUGGUAGGCGUGCUUCAAAUUUUUGAUGUAUGGUCCUCUUAAUGAUCCUCCUCAUGUAAUAUAUCCCUCUGUCGUAGAAAAACCUCCUCGUACAAUAACCUUUGGCAUGUAAAACUAUACAAGGACAUCAAUCUUGUGCCGAGGUAAGUCUUACUGUGCAGCCUUUUAUUGACAUUGAAUGUUCAACUUUUAAUUAUAGCUUUAGCUGGGUUGAGCGCC
This is a messenger RNA of Cryptomeria japonica (Japanese cedar), 3682 nucleotides long. RefSeq names its product disease resistance protein TAO1-like. The transcript has 4 exons. NCBI's taxonomy places the organism in Eukaryota, Viridiplantae, Streptophyta, Pinopsida, Cupressales, Cupressaceae. The record is from RefSeq and is a predicted model, not a curated record. The coding region runs from base 1228 to 2406 and encodes 392 amino acids. Gene Ontology annotation, molecular function: protein binding.